AAAAUUCAACCCCGCAGAGCCCUGACUGGGAAGGCAGAAGUGAGUAGGCGAGGCUGAAGUGUAACUUUUGGGAGGCUGCUUAGUUAUCUUGCACCCGUGCGGUUAUAGGCGCACCGCUACAUCAGCGUGCUGUGGCGAUCCCUGAGGAAUCUGCGAUGGCCAAAUUACACUGACGGCGCAGGAUCCCUCUCCUAAGGCUCGUUGUGCGCUCCCCCAGCUGUGCCAGACCUCGGACCUUCAGGAGGCAAAGCCUCGCUGUUUUCUCUUUCCCGAGGCCAGACAGUCAAUUAGGUUCCCAUGCAGCAAGGCACAGAUUGCACUAGUCAUAGGAUUGCUGUAAACUUUCCUGGUUUCCGCCCAGAGUUGGAGAACAACAAUGAAAACUGAACAGCAUCACAUUUUGCAGACUGCUUUUUCUGCCUCAAGUACAUGAAUUAGAAACUGACCACUGUGUUUUAAUCCAGUUUGCUGCUGUUUACUCAUUUUCUCACCUAAAGUGGGUGACCUAAGUGCUGUGGUUUUGUUUAUAAACAGAAUACGGUUAAAACAGUGGAUGUUUAGGUGUUCUUUACCUUAAUAUAAUAAAUUUUCUUAUUAUGGGAAGGUAAAUACCAUAGAAGUCCUAAGUAUUUCAUGGUAUAGUAAGUGUCUUUAAAAACAAUGACUGAAAAGCUGGUAAGAUAAGAACUUCCUAACAUACACCUAAGUCUUCACAGUCUGGAGAAGUAUUUUCCCCGUCCCUUUCAUGGUGAAUCUGUCUCUCCACAGGUUUCCAGUUUAAUACAAUUACCAAAAAAAUCUUAAUAUCUUUAGAAGUUUAUUUCUGACUAAACUGUGUUAUAUACCCAAUCUUUUAUGGUAGUGAAAGGAGGUUGGUGUAGGGAGAAAAAGGCCAUGCAGCAGAGGAAAAUAAGUGUGAUAUACAGGUGGUUUUAUUUUUUGUAAAGAUGGAAAUAGUCAUGGUGAAGGAUCUAGAGGGAGGGGUAGAUAGCAAUUUCGGCUAAUUGGUAAAGAGAUACUGGCAGCAGCAAACAGCCAAACAGGAAACAUUUGAGCUGCAUUUCUGAAGGCAUUAUAUUACAGAGAAGGAAGAUAAUAUUUUUUAUAUUGCUCUAGCAUAUCUCCCCAGUGUUAUCAGCCUUUUCUGGAACCCACAAAGCACAGUCUUGGUAAGAUACUGACAAUACAGAACGUGGUGAAGCCAAGUGUGAUAGAAAAUUGAGGGGCUUAAGAAAGAUCAAGACUGAGGACAACUUGAUAAAGGGGCUAACGUGAUCUCAGAAAUCCUAAGGUCUGUGAGAAUUGAAGGAUUUCAAAUCAAAAUGUGAAACAAAGCUGUAUAUGAAGUACAAGUACGAUUAGCUCAAUUUAGUUCAGAGUUCAGCAGUGAAGAGAAGGAGAUCACAAUGAGCUCUUUUGCAGAAUAGUCUUAAUUUGGAAGCAAUAUUGAACUUGUGGGUAAAAAUAUCUUUGCUCUUGAUAAUUAAUUUUAUAUUCAGUUUGCCACUGGCAAGGUAGGAAUUCAGAGCUAAUUUUUUUUUUUUUCAUCUCUAAUAUGUCCGUUUCAAAUUCCUUAGCAUUGCUUAGCUAAUAUAUACUAAGUGUGUACUAUUUCCUCCUGUGGAUGACAAUGAAGAUCAGUCCCCAAGUACAGCUGUUGAUUUAAUGUGAAAUAUACUUAUCAUUGGGUCAAUUUAAAACUUUGGAAAACUCUAGGAUUGCCUAUAUUGAACAACUGGUUCAAAGCUUGGGUUUUCUUCAUGCAUGUGUUUAGUGAGUAGUUUCUUCAAAGGCUCCAUUUACCUCACUUUGCCACUCUUCUGAAGGAUUGUAGAUAAUUGUCCUGGGGACAGUUCAGGAAUCCAUGGGACAAAAAGGGUGUGUUUGUCAUAAAUCCUAAUGCUGCCUUCUUGUACUGCCACUCCCUCAGGUGAGGGAGACUGAAAGCAGGACAAUCUUUUUGCCUGGUUUUUUUUUUUUUUUUUGUUUUUUUUUCAUUUGUUUGGGGUUUUUUUGUUGGUUGGUUUUUGUUUGGGUUUGUUUGACUGGGUUUUUUUUCCCUAGGGAAAAGUCUUAUCCAUCUUGUUGAACAUUUUUCUAUUAAAGAGAUGAUAGUUUUUUCAUGCACAGCAUAAAUCGUUCACUUGCCUAAACAUAAAACAUUGAAACCAUGACCUUGUAAGCAUCUUUUUAUUUGCCAGAGAUUCAUAGUCUGUUGCAGCGCAGAAGUCAAGCUCUCAAGCAAUCCCCUUCUGAAAUCCUUGAUGAUCCAAAUGAUACAACCUUGCUGCUGCAGUAACAGUCAUUCAAGUCUCCCCUGUGCCGCAGGAGCUAAAAUAUAACCCCUGACUAAUGUUUGUGAAGUAGUGGCAACUUGAACAAUUGGAAUUUCCAUUACUUGUUUCCUUCCACCUUAAUUUAGCCUUGCCGCUAGUGGCUUUUAUUUCAUUCACUUCCCGUGUGUGCGCUCCCGAGCGCGCAGCUGCGGCUCUCCCAGCGCCAGCUCACUGGAAUACGCGCGGCACGGUCUCCCAGCGCGUGUGAAUUGUUUCCUGCUGUACCAUCUCUGCUGGGCUUGGGCAAGGACAGCUCUGCUCGGGCUCACAGGCGUUUGCUGGAGGUGGUGGCGCUCUCCUGUGCCUGGUGCCCAUCCAGCUUCCUCACAACUGUUCCCAUCAGUCAGCUGGGAAUAGCCUGGGGCAGGAGGGGGGGUGCCUGGGGAGCUCUGGAAAAUCCUCUGGUUUGAUAUGUGUGGAGAAAAUGUCACCCUGAGCCUGGAAUAUGUUUUUUGUUUAAAUGUCACCCCUUACAUCAGUGACCUCAUCUGACUCAGCAUAGCUUCUCUCUGAAGGGAGGGAGCUUUAAGCAAGUCAUGGAUUUUGACGUAGCCAGAGAAUGUAGGGAAGAAGGCGCACCAUGAGAAACAAAAUCUGAGCAAACAAAACUUAUUUUUGAAACAGACUAGCAGGCAAUUAUGUAAAGCAACUUAAAACCUAAUCUAAACAUCAGAAGCCUCUGAAAAAGAAGGAAAUUGACAGUUCUGUACACACAGUUUAUUUCAGCCUCUGGUUUCCCAGGAGGUUUUGCCGAGGUUUGUGCUGGUAGCUGUGGCGACGCUGUACCUGCUUCACUGAUGUCUCACCUUUGAAAACAGGGCAGGGCUGAAGCAGCCAUCUGGGUGAAUCACCAGCCUUGUUAUUCAGAGGCUGAUUGUACUGAAAGUCUGUAGAAGGUGAAACCUGUGCUAAGGGUGUCCCUAACAAAUGGACCUGUGACUACAGCAUGAGCUUCUGUAGCGUUUUAACUUCAUUAUUAGGAGCAGAGCUUUCUUCAGACAGGCAGGGGGGAUACAGACACUCACUCUCACUCUAAGAGAGGCUUAGAGCGAGAAAAUUCUGGAAUAUUCUUUUUCUGAAUUGCACCUGAUAGGGAUAGUGCAGAUGCAUGAAAGAGCUGUGGUCCUGGUGUGUUGAAGGGGAAUGUUGGCCGGGACACUGGCAGAUCCUCUACACUUUCCUUUUAAAAAUGCCAAGCUAUGCUGAACAUCCGUGCAGACAUGGACAGAAACCAAAGGAGUAGGAACAAGUGACCUCAGUUUAACAUUUCAUUCAAAUGACAGAGACCCGAAUGCGAUGCCCGCUCUCGUUUCUUAGCUCACCACUCAGCCUGGAGGAUCUCUCAGAUCCUUUCAGAUGUCCUGAUAAGAAAAUAGCAUGUUAGAGAUGUGAAAGUAGGACAGAAGCACACAGUGUUUGAUUCAACAACAUCUCUGUUUCUCAGUGCUUAGCUCUCUUCAGUGUAUUGUGUGGUUUUAUUCUGUUCUGAGUUUUGCUUCUCCCCCUUUUCUGUUUUUGACACAAAUAACUGAAGAUUUAGGUAUGGGAAGGUAACAUGCACAGAAUUUUAAGUCCAUAAAACUGUGGGCUUUCUUCUAAUAUUUGUGUGUUACUGUCUUUAGUAGUGAAGCAAUGACUUGUUAUGUUUAUCCUACUCCUGCUUUGAUUCUGUUCUCCUGAACUCUUGAAAUGGAGCCAAGAAAGGGCACUAAAACCAGCAGUGAAUUCCUAGGAAAAGUAAAAGUACAAGGAGAAUACGAUUUCAAACUUUUGUGUGUGCAUGUGGCUUUCAAAAAAAAAAUAAUCAGUACUAGAUAAACUGGCAGGCUAGGAAACUCUGCCAUUUUAAGUCCAACAAGUCCAUUUUGCCUCCCUUCAAAUAAUUAUCCAAACAUCAGUGGUUCUGGACUCACAGAGCACAGGUUAUGUAUACUGUGAAUGUAAAUGUACCUUUGAGGUAUUUGUGAGACAUCAAAACCCUGCUUUGUUCUCAAGCUCUAUCUUGCUAUUUGCUUUCAUUUUGGUUGGGGCCAGUUCCACUGGCUUAGUGCAACUUUUAUUUAAAUCUGAGUGAAUUGCUGUGGUUUAAUGUGGACCUCUGGCUAAAACAGAAGGUUGUAUGGUUUAGUAUAGUGCCUAUGCAGAGAUUACUUAUUCCCUCGUACAAAUGGCUUUUCUGGCACUGUGAAUGCUAGACAGAAACUUUUAUUGCUUCGUGGUUUUGAAAAUUAUUGACCAUCUCUUUAGACAAAGACUGAGUUCCUGGUAGUGUUUGCUCUCUGCUGUUUUGUAAUCAGAUAUUUGUCAUGUUUUAAGGUAGGUGUAUUGGCAGGGUGGUCAAUGUUCAAGCUGAGCUGCCUCACUCCAGUGCAUUGUGUGGGCUUGCUUGUCUUUUUGAUUAUCAAAGUAGAACCCAUGUUUGAGGGACAUUUUCCCCUCCUUUUUAAUAUAAUGGCAAUUUCUUUCUAACCAGAGGAUAGAGGAGGAUAAAUGCUGCAAAGAUACAGAAGAGGGGUUCUGGAGGUCCUGCACAAAUUGAUGACUUGAAAGGGUGCCCUGUUGCUGCCUGUGGAAGUGGUACAACAUGGCUUACAGUGUGACUCUGAAUGGACCUGGACCCUGGGGCUUCCGACUGCAAGGGGGCAAGGACUUCAACAUGCCCCUGACCAUCUCCAGAAUCACCCCUGGCAGCAAGGCAGCACAGUCACAGAUGAACCCAGGGGACCUUGUCGUGGCCAUUGAUGGAGUCAACACUGACAGCAUGACCCACCUGGAGGCCCAGAACAAGAUCAAAUCAGCCAGCCACAACCUGAGCCUCACUCUGCAGAAAUCUAAACGUCCAGUGCCAGUUUCAACCACAGCUCCCAGAAUUGACUCUCCCAGGGCUGUAAUUCCCCAUCAGAAGGAACCUGCUUGGGAAAUCAAUGGCAACAGAACAACCUUCAGCCCUCUAACUAACACGGCGACUGGGCCUGUGGGUAGUGUUUUAGCAACCAAUGGAACCUUUUCAGGCUACCUCAACCAGCAAGAGAUCAGCCUUUCAAAUAGCUCUUCCUACCAAAAGACUACCACAGUUAGAUCUUCCAUGUCCUCUCAGUCUGUGACUCCUGACAUUUCACCUGCCAAGAGCUCGUUAGGUUCCAAAGCAAGCCCUGCUUGGGCUGGUGGCAGUAGCCCCGCUCACCAGCUGAGCCCUGCAAGGCAGUAUAACAACCCCAUUGGCCUUUACUCGGCAGAGACCCUGAGGGAAAUGGCUGAGAUGCAUAAAUUGAGUCUCAACCGAAGGGCUUCGGAAGGUGGACUUCCUAGAGGUGCCCUCCCUAUAAAGGAUCCUCACGUAGACAGUGCCUCUCCAGUGUAUCAGGCUGUGCUUAAAACCCAGAACAAGCCUGAGGAUGACAGUGAGGACUGGAGCCGUCGCUCUGCCAACCUGCAGUCCAAGUCCUUCCGUAUCCUUGCCCAGAUGACUGGAACUGAGUACAUGCAAGAUCCAGAUGAAGAAGCUCUGAGGAGGUCAAGAGACAAGGAAAACCUUGCAGCAGCAUCAGAAAACAGUACCCCUGUUGAGCAUGCCCCGGUGGCUCCCAGUUCUGCUGCUCCUGCACCACAUGCUUCAGCACCUCAGCCUGCUCCUGCUGCUCCAAGCACAGCCAGCCUGAUGGCAGCACCAGCCACCACCUCAGUAGUGCAAGAGGCUUUCUCAUCCUCCUUCCAAAGUUUCAACCGGCAUUCUUCCACCUCCAUCACCUACCAGUCAAAGCAGAGAAACACAACCCAGUCAUAUACACCAAUGCCAGUUUCUGGAGGCUACAGCGAAAGUCCUGCUCCUUCUGCCGCUUCAAAAACGAGAGUUGUUACUACUGCCAGCAUAAAGCCCUCUGUCUACCAGCCAGCACCAGCACCAGUUCAUUCCUACACCCCUGCCAACACGGAGCCUGCGAGUCGCCCCCCCUGGGUAACAGAUGACUCCUUUUCCCAGAAAUUUGCACCUGGAAAAUCCACCACCACCGUCACAAAGCACAUCCUUCCAAGGGGUGCUCCGGUGCUGUCUCCUACCACAAUUCCUGCUUACCCGUCUCCAGUUUCACCUCCUUCCCAGCCCCCUGCCUUGGCCCGGGGAACAGUGCAGAGGGCGGAGCGUUUUCCAGCCAGCAGCCGAACUCCUCUCUGCGGGCACUGCAACAGCAUCAUUCGAGGUCCUUUCCUGGUAGCCAUGGGUCGCUCUUGGCACCCAGAAGAAUUCAAUUGUGCUUACUGCAAGACAUCCUUGGCUGACAUGUGCUUUGUGGAGGAGCAGAACAGUGUGUACUGUGAGCGCUGCUAUGAACAGUUCUUUGCACCAACCUGUGCCAGAUGCCACACUAAGAUUAUGGGGGAAGUGAUGCAUGCCCUAAGACAGACUUGGCACACAAGUUGCUUUGUCUGUGCUGCUUGUAAGAAGCCAUUUGGGAAUAGCCUGUUCCACAUGGAGGAUGGGGAGCCCUACUGUGAGAAAGAUUACAUUGCUUUGUUCAGCACAAAAUGUCAUGGCUGUGAUUAUCCUGUUGAAGCUGGAGAUAAAUUCAUUGAAGCUCUUGGACACACUUGGCAUGACACCUGCUUCAUUUGUGCUGUGUGCCAUGUGAAUUUGGAAGGUCAGCCAUUCUACUCCAAGAAGGACAAGCCCCUGUGCAAGAAGCAUGCCCAUGCCAUCAAUGUUUAGAAGAAGAGUUGUAGUCAGUAAUGCUGGGGUAAAACAGAUGACUAACUGGGCAAUCAUAAAGCUGAUAACCAUGGCUAGCACUUCUCUCGGUAAAAGCUAGACAUGGGUACUUCUCAAGUUUAACUUUAUCCUCUUUCAUAAAUGCAGAACGUGCUUUUUGUGAAGUUCAUACCAAAAACUAUGAGCAGUCAAAACCAUGAACUAGUCCAUUAUUAUAGCAACAGUUGGGGGAAAUAUUGAAAUUAACUAAAAGCAUGAUUAUAAAAAGUAAUGUGCAAAUAUAGUUUCAAGUUAACUACCCACAGCAGUUUUACUGCUUAGACCACACACUGGUGUUUAAAAACAACCGGAAAAAUACUUCUGUAUUAAGUCAUUUUCUUUCACAGCAAGAAUGAGUAAGUGCCAUAUGUACAGUCAUCUGUAGAACCAAAGGCCGUAGCUUUCAAAGGGAAAUAAAUAGAUUAGGGCUUCCUCUAGGAAAAGUGAGUGCUGUUCCACUAUCUUGUGGUGCUGCCUCAUAGCAUCAGCUAUUUUAGAUUCUUUCCAAAUAACAAGUCUGCCUUGAAUCCAUAUGUAGCUGGGAAGCCUAGGUGACAAUCCAUAACAGUUUGAAAAUAAAAUGGUUGGGUCAGCCUUGUUAGUGCACUUGGCUUCUAGGUGCACAGCAGAUAAUUCACUUUCAAAUGGUAAUGGAAAAGGACAACUGGCUUUCUCCAAAUUACUCUUACAUUGAAUGGAAUAGAGCUGACUGGAAAGGCCAGCUUUUAAUUCAAAACCAGUUUUCCUUUCCUCCUGUGGAAAAAAAAAAGAGAUUCAAUUUUGCUUUGGUUUCUAAUUCCCACUGAUACCAGAGGGAGGUAGGAACCUACAUCUGGACCUUCACAAUAGUAAACACAAAAGAAACACAUCCAUCUAGCACAGCUAGGUUGUGGGAGAUAGCUUGCAAAAAUUCCCUCCUCUAUCCCACAUAAAUAGGAAAAGGCUUUUUUUUCCUAUAGUAAAUGAAUGUGUAUCAAAAAUCCAUAAGGCAGCAGGCACAUUCUCCUUAUUCCUUUCCUUACUGUAAAUGCAGCACAUCAUGAAUUGUAGCAGUAUUUGCCAUUGGAAAACAGUAGCUAUGUUCCAACAAUUAGGAUUACUAUACAGUCAUCUUUUCUAAAAACCAUACAGUCAUCUAUCCUAAUCUCUUGAGAACAACUUUCAAGUUGUUCAGACAGUUACUUAUAAAACUCUUUUUUCAAAUAAGCAAUACUUAUAGUACUGAUAAUACUUUUGAAUUGUUGAAUAUCAGUGACUUUUAUAUGGGAGACAGCAGUUCUGUCUGAUGGAUUUAAGAUGGAAAGUCUGAUCACCAUUCAAGCUUUAUUAACUCAUUUAAGUGAGAAUUAUGAUGUGUGUGUUGACAGCUUGCAGUACUGACAGUUUUGAAUUAGUACUUCUGAGGCUGAGGAUGCUUUCUGUGGGCCACAUGCUGGUGCCAUCUGCACCUAUUUUACCUUGUGUUCUGAGUAGCAAAAAAUUACAUAAUAUUGUCUGUCGUGUCCCUCCCAUGGGUUAUGACCAUUUCAUUUGUGUGUCUUUUAAGGGAUGAAAAACUAUCUAAAGCUUGGGGAGGAAUAAAUGAAAUUUGGAGCUUUAAAAUAAGUGUUAAGUUAGCUGCAGGCAGUCUGCAUCUUGGACAAAAAUAACAACCUGAACUGCCUGUGGCAGUUUUGACAUGUAUGACCUGUAUUUAUUCAGUAGGUAUCUUAGUUUUCACUGAUCUUAGCAGUGAUCUGAUCCGAGUUGCUACAGGGUCAGAUUUUUGUAUGCAUGAAUUAUUCUAGAACACUAGUACAUUAUAUGCAAAGCCUUUUUCUUGUUUGUUUGUUUGUUUUGGGUUUUUUCUGUAAGCAAGCAAAUUUUCUGUUUUCAGUUGGUGCUGGGCUGGUGUGAAUAUGGUUCCAUAGAUUACAGAAUCCAAAGAUCUGGCUCAUAAUAUUCUCCAGAGGAAUAAAUCAUAAUUAUGGAAGUUAAAUAUUUUUUUCCACUCCUAUUUGACUUUGUUCAAUACAUAUUCAUAACAGUGAGAAAAUUCUACAUUUCCUUUUCAUUUUUCAGUGCCAUUCACAAAAUGCUUUUUAUUGUUAUCUCUUAUUUGAGAGAAUUCACAUCAGCAUACUCUAUACUGAGACUGCAUUGAAGAUAUUCUUUAGGCAGAUUUGUGUCAGUGUUGGCCACUGACUGGGACUAAUCUCUGACUGCAACAUCAGAAUAGGGAGUCAGGCUCCAUGGGAAGGCCUUGUGAUGGACACUUCAGGAGAAUUUCAUGAGGUCCUUCCCCUCUGAUCUGCAUGUGUUUAUUUGUGUGUGUCUCAUUCUCCCCUCCACCUCCCCUCAGUGUCUCUGUGAGCUCCCACAGUGCAUGUCAGAGCUGGGUGGGCAGGGAGGCUGGGCAGGGGCAGCAGGAUCACUGCAGUCAGGGAGAGGGCUUCAAGUAUGAAACCAGGGUACAAGGAGCUCCCACAGCCCAGAGAGAUGGUUUGGAUGUGUACAGAGGGGUGAGCAAGGAUCCAAUCUGGUACCUCUGAAGUCUGGACUGCAGGAGAGGGAACGCAGUGAAUGUGAGCAGAGCUGAGCUGGCUGGCAGGGUGGCAGCAGUGAAAGUGCAGCAGCACAGACUUCAGCGGGAGCUGUAGUGGCUUGAGAGAGAGAGUGCUGAAGAAUUCCUUGGGCAGAGAGCCUGCACUGUAGCACAUGCCCUGACUCCAGCUGGUGUCUGAGCAAGUGAGAUUAAAGCUAGUUUACAUAUGAGGUACAGCGAUAUCUCUGAGUGAAGAACAGAGAUACCCUGAGGAUUAUCAUGUUAUAAAACUUUCCUGUUAUGACUUGUGCUGCUUCAUAAUGUGGUCCAAAAAUAGGGAAUCCACGUACCUGCCCUUGAUAUCUAUAUUAAGAUAUAAUUUUUGCACAUAUCUGAACAAGGAAUUUGUGAAUAAUAAUGUAGCAUUUUAACUUUCACAGGGGUAGAAUACCACAUAACUGCUGAUACUCUUCUGCUACAUCACUUUGUGAUAUGAAGAGGGAAAAAUGCAUAUAUAUAUAAUAAUAUAUAUCUCUAAAAUUCAAAAUACAGCCUUUUAAUGAUCAUGGAAAAUAAUGUUGUACAAAAAUAUGCAAGAUGAAUAAUGUGUACUUGAUUAUGUUUUUAUGUCUUGUAAGAGAUGCCUGAGAUAAGUCCUAAGUUCUUCUGAAUAUUUCUUUUCAUUCUAAUUAAUGUGAGGUUUUACUCAAUAAAACAAAGAUACUGUACCUCUGAAUGAUCAAUUAAAAAUAUCAGUCUUUUGUCUAACUAAAAUGUGUUCAAUAACUUUUCAGUCAAAAGAUUCAAAAGAUUUUUUUAAUGCUUUUCUCUCUUUUGAUGUUCUUUUUGCAGAACAGGGCAAAGUAAAUGUUUCCAAAUGAAGCUACUUUUAUUAUCUGCACAAAAAACCCCCAGUCUUAGAACUUUUUUUCAUUAGUUUUCACUAUAUUGGAUUCACACAUUAUACAAUUCUCAAUACUAAAACCAAUUCAAAACAAGGAAAAAUAUUUUUCCAUUGCUCCUUCAGCGGUCAGUACUUUGGGUGAAAUGUUUGGCUGAAGAUUACUUGUAUUUAUGUUUAAUAAUGUGAAUGUCCACAGCACUGAACACGUUCAUUAGUGUCUAAUGCUGGGCACACUAAUGGUUUGUUUGCAAUACUCAUCUCCUGGUAGUGGAUAUUAAUUUGUUUAGUAUUUAUAAACAUCAGAAUUUGAAACUGAGUGAUUUAUUGCCUGCAGUGAUCAUAUAUUAGAAGUCUAGGUUUUAUAAGAUUUUGACAUGUUGACUUGAUGCCACAAGUGCCCUUGCUUUUAGAUUGAUAUUUUUUCCUGAGUUCCUAGUUAUUUCAGAACAGAAUGUCUGGUGGUUUAUGAGAUGUGAGUAAUUACCUUGCAUGGAUUAUCUGUGCCAACAUGAAUAAAACAGUCUAGUAAUAAAAGCAAUGUGCAAAACCAGUUAAAGCUUUAUGAUUUGGGUAUAUUUAUUAAUAUGCCAUGUGAGCAGCUGACAGCUUUCAGCCAUAUACUAUCAUUAAGAAAGCAUACCUAAGCUUGUACUCUCUACUUCAGACCUGAAAAUAAAAAUUAAAACUAUUGGUUUCAACUUUA
Messenger RNA from Zonotrichia albicollis (white-throated sparrow), 11208 nucleotides. The record is from RefSeq and is a predicted model, not a curated record. Lineage: Eukaryota; Metazoa; Chordata; Aves; Passeriformes; Passerellidae.